Molecule: messenger RNA, 1419 nt
Organism: Benincasa hispida (wax gourd)
Lineage: Eukaryota; Viridiplantae; Streptophyta; Magnoliopsida; Cucurbitales; Cucurbitaceae
Product: ethylene-responsive transcription factor-like protein At4g13040
Biological process (GO): regulation of DNA-templated transcription
Molecular function (GO): DNA binding; DNA-binding transcription factor activity
Source: RefSeq, a predicted model, not a curated record
CUUUCAUUCUCUCAAAUUCAACCAACUCUUUUUUCCAACCCACAACCUCUCUUUUCUUCUCUUCUCUUCUCUCUCUGCAACAUCACUAUGUCACCAGUUUACCACCUUCUCUCAACUCUUAACCCAAAAAGCAUACCUCAAAAUGUCACCAAAUACACAUACAAUUCCCAAAACUUGGUUUUAUUGUAUUUGUAGAUGCAUGUUUUUCACUCACUACCCCUUUUUUUUUGCACAUUCACCAACCUUCUUCUUCUUCUUUUGUUUUUCCUUUUCAAUUCCCCAUUUGGGCUUUGAUUCUGUGAAAUCUAUGUUUCUUUAAGUUGUUUAUUCCCCAUGUUUGCUGUUUUUUCAGGUGGUACAGAUUCAUGAUAAACAAUUUGUUGCGUACACUGUGCACGACGUGAAGAUUGACAUCGACUAUGGUAAGCUUAAGAAGGCGGAGGCUCUUAGGACUAUGCUCCGACAUUUCAGGGAAAAGUUCAUUUGUAACUCCACUUCCCAAGUUUUCAGAAAAUGGAACUACUCCCGAAAAUCCUAGUCCGAGUAACAAACUUGUCACUUUGCAUCCCAAGUCUUCUGAUGAUGUUAACAUUACAGAUAGGAGCUCUAUUGAAAAUAUGGAAUCCAGUUUCGCAAAUGCAUUGGAUUGGACCUCACUGAAUGAACAGUCUAAUCAGCCUAUUUCAGGGCAUCCGCUAAAACAUAGAAAGAGACAUAGGAGAAAGAACUCUCAUAAUCAAGAACUAUCAAUCAUGAGGGGUGUCUACUUCAAGAACAUGAAAUGGCAGGCUGCGAUUAAGGUUGACAAAAAACAGAUACAUUUAGGAACGUUCGGUUCACAAGAAGAGGCUGCACGUUUGUAUGACAGAGCUGCUUAUGUGUGUGGAAGGGAACCGAAUUUUGAACUCUCGGAGGAAGAGAAGCAAGAACUCCAAAAGUUCAAAUGGGAAGACUUCCUUGCUAUGACUCGACACGCAAUUACAAACAAAAAGCACAAGAGACUCGGCACAGGAUCAUCGCCAAAGAAGCUUGGAGCUUCGUCGCUGCAAAUCGACAACACCGAAUUCAAGCACAGAUUCAACGAGCCUCCGGUUCCAGAAGACAUUAACUUCACUUGAGGAGCUAGCUUUUAGCUCAAGAAGAAUGGUAAAAUUUUCUAGGUCCAACAGGUUAGGCCAAGUUGCAUGAACCUCCAUUCAAAUUCCUCCCUUCCAAGUAAAUGUUUUUUUAGGCUAGAAUACAUUGUUUCUUUCAUGUGUAAGUUCAUUUUUUUUCUUUUUCAUUUGAAGCUCGUAAUAUGUUCCAAUAUAAUUUACUGCUAAUUUCUUUUUAGCAGAAGCAUAUUGAAUCGAUGUUGAAAUGAAUUUUAAAAUUGUUAUAUAUAAUGAGGAAGUCUACCAAUAUUUUUCAUCGUUAAAA